Corylus avellana is the source of this 1071-nucleotide messenger RNA. RefSeq names its product BURP domain protein USPL1. Lineage: Eukaryota; Viridiplantae; Streptophyta; Magnoliopsida; Fagales; Betulaceae. The record is from RefSeq and is a predicted model, not a curated record.
AAAAACAUUAAAAUGAUGUGGCAGAAGCUUCUCCAUCGUCCUCUUUUCCUCUCAAUGGUCCCGAAUAUUUCCUCUUAAUUAAUUCACUUAUAACCUUACUUUACUCAACAAAAUUAAGAGCUCUACACGAGUGAGAAAGAAAUCGAAAGGACCUUCAGGAUUAGAAGGAAGAUGGCUCGGAAAUUUGUUUCUUUAUUUCUCUUAUCUAAUCUUUUGCUCUUGACGUGUGAGCAUGGCAAUGGAGUAAGGGAGACGACUGAUCAACACCAAUGGCGUAUGCCUCACAUGGAUCAUAUGGAGGAUCCGAAACUGGGAUACCUCACCAUAAAUGAUCUACAUGUUGGGAAAACAAUUACCAUCCAUGUCCCAACAAGAGACCCCUCUUCUUUACCUCACUUCUUGACUAGAGAAGAGGCCGAUUCCAUUCCUUUCUCAGUGGAAGAAUUCCCAAAUCUCCUUCAACUCUUCUCAAUCUCUCAACAUUCUCCCCAAGCCAAAGCAAUCAAGAACACACUGGAUGUUUGUGAAUCUAAACCCAUUCUUGAAGUGAAGUUUUGUGCUACCUCCUUAGAAUCCAUGGUUGACUCUGUGCGUGCUAUUUUUGGAUCCCAAGCAGCUUUCAAAGCACUAAGCACAACCAGUUUCACAAAAUCAGACACCCUUCUGCAGAACUACACUUUCCUAGAGGUUAAAGAGGUGUCAACUUCAAUGACGGUGGCAUGUCAUGAUCUGCCUUACCCAUAUGCUGUUUUUUUCUGCCAUGACCUGGGUGACACCAAGGUUUUCGAGAUUUUAGUAGGUGGUGAGCAUGGAGAAAGAGCGACAGCUUUUUUUAUUUGCCACAUGGACACAUCCUCCUUUACACCCGACCACAUCGCCUUUCGCGUUCUGGGCAUCAAACCAGGAACAUCUCCUGUGUGCCACUACAUCUUUCCACAAGGUCUUCUUUGGGUUCAAUCCUAAUUAAUGUAUGGAAUUAACGUACAAUCCGUUUUAAAUGGGGCUAGAUUCUCUCCAGUCUUUUACCGUUUGUUUCUCUGGUUAAUAAUGACUUAUAAGUUGUUUUGGGUC